GGUAAAGUCAAUUCAGGAUAUAUUGCCCAUCCAUCUUUCCUCGCGUUGCAGGACCUAGCUGCAAUUGAGGCGCCGUCUCUAUUUCUGCUGCAGGUAUGUUUUCUAGAGGUGGACUCAAUCUUCACUACCAGUCUUCGCCAUAUGUCCGAGGAUGCUCUGCUUGGCACUGGGCAGCCAUUCCAACUCAACCUUUUUAGUGGUGUUUCCCAUGGCUUUGCUAUACGCGGAGACCUUGACCAAGGCAGUGUCAAAUUUGCAAAGGAGCAGGCUUUUACGCAAGCUUUGGCAUGGUUUGACUAUACAUUAAGUUGA
This is a messenger RNA of Aspergillus versicolor CBS 583.65, 312 nucleotides long. RefSeq lists its product as uncharacterized. The transcript is spliced from 2 exons. The annotation marks the transcript as partial. The record is from RefSeq and is a predicted model, not a curated record. Gene Ontology annotation, molecular function: hydrolase activity. Lineage: Eukaryota; Fungi; Ascomycota; Eurotiomycetes; Eurotiales; Aspergillaceae.